Messenger RNA from Annulohypoxylon maeteangense, 1262 nucleotides. RefSeq lists its product as uncharacterized. The record is from RefSeq and is a predicted model, not a curated record. The transcript is spliced from 2 exons. NCBI's taxonomy places the organism in Eukaryota, Fungi, Ascomycota, Sordariomycetes, Xylariales, Hypoxylaceae. The coding region runs from base 323 to 1135 and encodes 270 amino acids.
AGCGGGCGGACAAUUUAUUAAUUAUCAAGUUUGACAAUAAAUGAAGCAAAUACCCCAACUUCAUCUAGCGAAGCAGACGAUUCUGUAAAUAGCAGUAUACCCACCUCAAUUACAACUGCCAUCCCCCCUUUAAUAAGCCGGGAUAUAAGCCAAAAUGAGGCGGCUUAGGAAAAAUUGAGGAGCCCCUCCUUUUUCGGCUUUACCCCUUACAAAAUAAAGGGAUGUCCUCUCGUCUAUCCACCCCCAUAACUCGGACUAGGAUUCUGUCCCCCUAGUUUCUAAAACAUCCCGUGUAAAAGAGGGAGCCAAGGAAUAAGGAACAAUGAUCUACUCGACCCUCUUCCUAAGCGCGGCGCUGGCCUCGAAGGCGUCAGCAGCAUGCACACGCGAGCAGCUCAUCGCAGCAACGGACGCGUACAUCAAGGCGCAAGCGGCAGGAGACCCGGCGCUACCUGCUCUCGCGGAGAACGUGACGUACCUGGAGAACGACGCGCCGACGGACAUUACGAAGGGGGUGUUGAGCCAGGCGAUCACGAUCGACUUCAACCGCAGCCUGCACGACAGCGUCGAGUGCGCGACCUUUACGGAGAUCUCGGCCGCAACCAAUAAGGCGCCCUACGUCAUCGCCACACGCAUGCUCUUCACUGACGACAAGAUCACUACUAUCCAAUCCGUUGUCGCGAAUGACGGGGACUGGGCUUUCAAUGCUACAGGUCAGCUGUACUGGACUAAGACGGAGACUUGGGAUGUUAUUCCCGAGGACAAGCGUGAUGCGAGGGAUGUCAUUAAGGCGGCGGGUGAUGCGUAUCUUGAUAGUUGGGGUGAUGGCACGGUCAAGGUGCCGUAUGGUACGCCGUGCGCGCGUCUCGAAGGCGGGUCUUACACGGGCGCUGGCGGACGGGCGUCGGCCAACACGUGCACGAUGCCACAGUUCCCGUCGGCAUUCAAGAUCGAGAACCGGAGAUACGUGAUCGAUGAAGAAGUUGGCGGAUUAGAUAUCUUCAACGACUUCCCGUUCAUCGAUGCUGCUAAGCCAGACGGGACCGCAAGUACCAACUUCUUCAGGGUUGAGGCGGGUAAGAUCAGAUACAUUCACGAAACUACUAUUUGCACGAACCGAAACUGUGGAAGAUAAGAGUUUGAAGGGGAUGAGGGAAGGGAGUCGUAGGAAUAUGAGAAGUAAGGGAAGACUGGUUCUUGAGGGGACGGUGUUGUUUAGCUUUCUAUACUGAUAACUCACUAAAUUCUAACGGUUUCCCAAU